Momordica charantia (bitter melon) is the source of this 539-nucleotide messenger RNA. Its product is annotated as protein transport protein yos1. NCBI's taxonomy places the organism in Eukaryota, Viridiplantae, Streptophyta, Magnoliopsida, Cucurbitales, Cucurbitaceae. The record is from RefSeq and is a predicted model, not a curated record. Gene Ontology annotation, biological process: endoplasmic reticulum to Golgi vesicle-mediated transport. Gene Ontology annotation, cellular component: endoplasmic reticulum membrane; COPII-coated ER to Golgi transport vesicle; Golgi membrane.
CGCUCAAUUAAAGCGAUCAUCCCCCUCAAAUCCUUUCUUCCACUUAACGAGCCCGAUUAAUCAGUCACCUCUGCUCUUCAAGAAGUUCUCUCGAUUGAAGACGAUUUUUUAUCACUCAACAAAUCGGCUCUGUCUCGCUCGCUCUGAAUUCGUCGGAAGAAAGGUGAAUUCGAAACAUGAGUCUGCGAAUGUUUCGAGAAACUUUCUGAUUGCACACACAUGCAGAUAUGGGAUUCUGGAGCCUUCUGGAAGGGCUUUUGCUGUUUGCAAAUGCGUUGGCAAUUCUAAACGAAGAUCGAUUUCUCGGGCGGAGAGGAUGGACAUUGGCAGAGAUGUCAAGAGACAGAAGAAACACGCUGAAAGGGCAGGUAAUAGGGCUCAUCCAUGCAUGCCAAUUCCUCCGACUUCCCCUCAUUCUUUUCAACAUCAUCAUCAUCGUAAUCAAGCUUUUCUCUGGUUGAUUCAUUACUUGUAUAUGUUUGUUUGCAUGUUCUUGAAUGACAGAAGAACGUAAAUUUCAUGUUUGCUUGUCUGUGUUA